Mugil cephalus (flathead mullet) is the source of this 726-nucleotide messenger RNA. RefSeq names its product gamma-crystallin M3-like. Lineage: Eukaryota; Metazoa; Chordata; Actinopteri; Mugiliformes; Mugilidae. The coding region runs from base 132 to 674 and encodes 180 amino acids. Gene Ontology annotation, molecular function: structural constituent of eye lens. The transcript has 3 exons. The record is from RefSeq and is a predicted model, not a curated record. Gene Ontology annotation, biological process: lens development in camera-type eye; visual perception.
UCUGUGCCACAAUAUAGUGAUGACUCAAAGGUUUCAGCACAAGCCACGUGGAAAUGCUACAGCUGGGCGAUGUAUAAAAAGGGAAGAGGAUCGAUGUUGAUGCUGUACACCUGAAAUUAGCUCACAAUACCAUGACCAUGGGAAGGAUCAUAUUUUACGAGGACCGUAACUUCCAGGGUCGCUCCUAUGAAACCACCAGCGACUGCCCGGAGCUCACGUCCUACCUGAGCAGGUGCAACUCCUGCAGGGUGGAGAGUGGCCUCUUCGUGGUUUAUGAGAAGCCCAAUUUCAUGGGUUACCAGACGCUGGUGAGGAGGGGCGAGUAUCCGGAUAACCAGCGCCUGAUGGGGAUGACUAUGAGCGACUGCAUCCGGUCUUGUCGCAUGAUCCCGGCGCACCGGGGUCCCUUCAGGCUGAGGAUCUACGAGAGGGACAACUUCGGAGGCCAGAUGCAUGAGCUGAUGGACGACUGUGACGACAUGACGGAGCGCUUCCACAUGUCCGACUGCCAGUCCUGCAACGUGAUGGAUGGCCACUGGCUGUUCUACGAGCAGCCCAACUACAGGGGCAGGAUGCUGUACCUCAGGCCAGGAGAGUACAGGAACCUCAGAGAGAUGGGAUUGAGCAACGUGACAAGGUUCAACUCCAUCAGGCGCAUCAUGGAUUCCUGUUAACUCAACCAGCAAAUGUACUAGCUGAACAAAUAAAGCUACCUGAAAUCCUGAA